Molecule: messenger RNA, 561 nt
Organism: Striga asiatica
Lineage: Eukaryota; Viridiplantae; Streptophyta; Magnoliopsida; Lamiales; Orobanchaceae
Source: the annotation of a GenBank genome assembly
AUGGACUGGUCUAAGUGGUAUGUGGAGUCUAUGAGAAAGAUAGUGCAAGGGAAACACAAGCUUCUUUUCAAUAAACGUCAACUCUAUAGAGCUAAAAUAAGUGUUGAUAGUGGAUUUGGGGGUAAUCCUGAACAGUGUGCAUUGUUGUGGCCUCAUGCCAGUGAAAUUAGACCUCGUGUUGAGUCCAUAGGCAGUAAAGCAAAGGAUAAACAUAAGGGUCAUAAUGUUUUCAAUGAGAAUUCAGAAAUUUCAAACUCUAAUUUUGAGUUAGGCAUGUUUUUGACAGACAUGUCUUUGUUUAGGAAAACCGUUAGACAACAUGCUAUUAAGAAUGGGAAGGAUGUGGUUUUUAGCAUUAAUGAGAUAACCAAUAUAAAAAGUAUAGACUGGUCUAAGUGGUAUGUGGAGUCUAUGAGAAAGAUAGUGCAAGGGAAACACAAGCUUCUUUUCAAUAAACGUCAACUCUAUAGAGCUAAAAUAAGUGUUGAUAGUGGAUUUGGGGGUAAUCCCGAAAAGUGUGCAUUGUUGUGGUCUCAUGCCAGUGAAAUUAGUACUACAUAA